Schistosoma haematobium is the source of this 3224-nucleotide messenger RNA. RefSeq lists its product as uncharacterized. The record is from RefSeq and is a predicted model, not a curated record. The transcript has a single exon. The coding region runs from base 411 to 1298 and encodes 295 amino acids. Lineage: Eukaryota; Metazoa; Platyhelminthes; Trematoda; Strigeidida; Schistosomatidae.
AAACGAUCUGCUCUGAUUCUGGUCUGAUCUGCUCUGAUUCGGAAGCUGGUAUCUUGUUCUGGACUCAAGUGGAAGGGCUCGUAGGACAUAGGACCAAUAAGGACACUAAACUGCCCACACCGGUUGAACGUCAUUGGUUGGCCUAGUGCGAAGAUUCAUAUAAGUCGUAUUCGGAUUGGUAGAUAAGUCGUGUGAUCGAAAAGUCAGACAUCCAAGGACAUAACAAUUGGCGACGGGGAUUUUGGCAAAAACAAAAUAAUUGGGAGACGCAAGGUCAUAACAAUUGGCGACGGGGAUUUUGGCAACAAAGAAAUAAUAAUAAUACAAGUGGUGACUCAGAUUUUGGAAAUAAAUUAGCUGUAUAAUUGCCGGUGAUUUUUGGAGCUAAUAUUAUUGGCAACAAAAAAAAAAUGUCGAUUUCUUUCGAACAGUUGCGGUUAAUAUUACAGCACCAGCAGAAGAUGUUUGCCUUGCAACAACAGCUAUUUGUAACAGUUUUGGGCAGACUUUGCAUUCAAGCAGAAAAUAAGAAAUCUAUAUAUCAUGCAGAUAAUGGUGCAGUAAUGGACAUUUCAGAAGCAUAUCCUGUGCAGGAUUCAAAUCCCUCUAUACCAGAAGGAAAACGUAAUAUUGGUAAAUUGUCCGGCUCACAGCAAGAUGAUAUUGUUCUAAAUGCACAUGAAUUUGUGGAAAUACCAGAUGAUCAGGAGCCAGAUCCUGUAGAUGAAGCCCAGAGUCCAGAAUUAAAUGAAACGCUACUGGUUCUGUCCAGCUCUGAAAAUAAACUCCAGCUAGAACAAAAUUGUGGCCCACGUGCUAUUAGUCGAGAAAGCUAUGGUGACUCGUAUUCAGAAAAUAACUGGAGCAACACGAUGAACCAAAUUGUACCAGAUGUUACUCAAAAUCAUCGGAAGACAGAAUUUUAUAUUGAGUCAACUUAUCCCAUUUCUAAUGACAGUGUGCCAGAUAUUGAUUCUCAGAAUAAUGCAUAUGAUUUUGAUGAAACUUCUUAUAACAAUGAGGGAAAUAUGUCAGCUGAGUCGAAUGAUGGCCAAAAAUCUAAUUUAAUUCUGUUAGACGUUGACUUUCUUAAUGACUCGUUAUCUGCUAACGAGAUUCAUAAUGAAUUUGAAAAUAAUGAACUCAGAUCAAAGGCCGUUCAUCAUCAUCUAUUCAUUUUUAGUGGCUUCUCCAGUCAAUACGAGAAACAUGGUUUAAAUAAAGUCCUACUAGUUGUAUUUUGGAGCCAUAAGGACCCAACAUUAUUUCGAGGAGGAGGAGAAUGUCGAGGAAUUUAAAGUCACAUAAUUCUUUUUUUUAAUCAGAAUCUAAAGUUGGAAUUUUCAAAAAAAAAAAAGGGGGAGGUGUUAUAUCCGAGUGGAGAUUAAAUUACAGGUAACUCCCGAGGACUAUUAAUGGACUAAUAUUCUAUAAAUAUUCUUAUUGUAUAAUUAUUCAACAAUUACAUUACGUAUAUUUAUAUUCCUCUUAUUGUAAGCUUUAUUUUGACCUAUAACUUAUUAUUGUACGAUUUACGGUUCUUAAGUUAUGUUCAGCUUAUUAACUACUGCCUCCCUCAUUCACAGCCACUUUUUGGGCUUAUUUGUGUACAAAUAUUAUUUCCUAUUUUAUGGUACGUUGCGGUCUGUGUGAUUGAUAUAUAAACUAAGUAUGCCUGAAAUAAACGAUCUGCUCUGAUUCUGGUCUGAUCUGCUCUGAUUCGGAAGCUGGUAUCUUGUUCUGGACUCAAGUGGAAGGGCUCGUAGGACAUAGGACCAAUAAGGACACUAAACUGCCCACACCGGUUGAACGUCAUUGGUUGGCCUAGUGCGAAGAUUCGUAUAAGUCGUAUUCGGAUUGGUAGAUAAGUCGUGUGAUCGAAAAGUCAGACAUCCAAGGACAUAACAAUUGGCGACGGGGAUUUUGGCAAAAACAAAAUAAUUGGGAGACGCAAGGUCAUAACAAUUAACGGUGAAUUUGUACCAAUAAAAAUUAUGUAAGGGAAUGUGGAUAAAAAUAAACAAAAUAUUUUACAAAGACAGUUUGUAUGCAAUUUGGGGCAUUCUAUAUUUAGGAUUAUUAUUAGUUUUUUGGCCAUGAGGUUGGUCAGGUUAAGAGAGGAAGAGGUUGGACAUAUUUUCUUUCAACAUGUAGUUCCUGUUUUCUGAUCCAAUUGACUUUCAGGUAGUGACAUUUGGAGAAAAUUACUAGGCUGAUGAAUUAAUGAGAACGACUUCAACUGGCACAAUGACUAGUUUGCACUCAAUGGGCCUGUAUUGAGAUGUUCACUGUCCUCACAACACCUUUGUUUAGCUAUGCUGAGGGAUGUUGACGAACAUGAGAAUGCAAAUUUCUAGAACUUUAGCUGACAUAGCUUUUUUCGCAAGAGCAGUCCAGUUAUUAACUACAAAAUAAAAUGGGUGUCGUAGAUGGUUCAUCGUUAGUCAUGCUUUCACAAUCGAGUGCGUGGAAAACACUAGUUCUAGUUCUUAGGAUUAAAUGUGAUUGUUAUGCGUAAUCUGUGGAUUAGUAUUCCACUGUGCGCAUCUCUAUAAUUUAUUGUAUACUAUAAUUAUAAGUAAGUAAACGCGUAGAAGGGAUUUAUUUCGUCUUCAAGACUUAUUGCCAUAGAUUUGUGAAUGCUCAGCUGACUCUACCUUCACAUAAACUUCAACUCAAUUGGUGAUUAUACAUGAGAACUCAAUUGUCAAAGCAAGCUGAUAACUGAUAGGACAACUGUUAAGAGAAACUGACGAAACGAUGAUAGAUACUGAGUCAUUUUAAGAUUAAUAGUGAUUAUUCUCAGCUCAACGUUUCAAUUUCGUGUUUAGUACAAAAAAAGAAACAUUUUCACACUUGAACACAAUAUUUAAGCAAAUAGCAAGCCUUAGCAAAAUACUAGCGGGAUCAGGACAUUAUGUUUCUGGUUCGUCAGAACAAGAUAAAAUACUAUAAUGACCUAAGCUACCUAAGGUCGUUAAUCAUAUUUCCUUACAUUCCUGUUUGAUUAAUUACUUCGUCGAUAAACUGACUAUUGGCUACCUCACAACUCAUGUUUCAUAAAAAGCACUUCUGUUUAUGUUCAGUUCCUCUAUUUUAAAACAUAUCAAGCAUUAAGUUAAUGUUUUGUUACUAUAGUUAACGUUGAACUCAUAUUUAGUCUAUCGAAAGAAAAUGGUAACAGAAUAUACAUUUAUUGCCUUCUAAACUUUUUAUUUUGUACU